Cryptosporidium ubiquitum is the source of this 3123-nucleotide messenger RNA. RefSeq names its product mitotic control protein. Gene Ontology annotation, cellular component: cytoplasmic exosome (RNase complex); nuclear exosome (RNase complex). The coding region runs from base 1 to 3123 and encodes 1040 amino acids. Gene Ontology annotation, biological process: rRNA catabolic process. NCBI's taxonomy places the organism in Eukaryota, Apicomplexa, Conoidasida, Eucoccidiorida, Cryptosporidiidae. Gene Ontology annotation, molecular function: 3'-5'-RNA exonuclease activity; endonuclease activity; RNA binding. The transcript has 3 exons. The record is from RefSeq and is a predicted model, not a curated record.
AUGAGUGCCAAUGUGGAAAAUAGCAUUUUUAAUCUAAGUAGUUUAAAGAGUUGUAAUAAAUCCUAUAUUAAAAAAACCAGAAAAGGGAAAAUAAGAAAAGUUUCUAACGAAAUCUAUGUUAGAAACGAGAUACUAUGCGGAGUAAACUUUUGUGAUUUAUGUUAUGGUAGUUAUCCAGAUGUAUGUAAAUCAAAAACUCGAAACAUUAUUUUCCCUAACUUUGAUAUACUUAAUAAUUAUGAUGACUUCAUUUUGGAAGAUGAAUCUCUAAGUCAUGUAAUAAUCCCCUAUUCGAUGCUUGAAUAUUUAAACGAGACCGAUAGGAUGUUUAUUAAUAAAUUAAGAAACAAAAUUAAGAACUUGAAGGAGCUACCUAUACUCAGAGAAGAAUUAGAACUGUUUAAUGAAAAUAAAUCUAUUGACUACUAUUCUAACCAGUAUAUUCGAUUUCCAGACACACAGUUUACAGAAACAUAUAUAGAUGAGUCGAUUGUAAAGUUUAACUUGAAAGAUUGUGCUGGGAAUUCUAUAAUAAAAGUUGCGACUUGGUUUAUUAACCAUUUAUCUAAGUGCGACACAAAUAUUCGUUUCUUCAUAUUAACUGAGAGUGAAGAAUGGAUUAAAAAAUUUAAUUCUCAUUUUUCAUUUGUUUCAAAAUGUUUGAUUCUUAGUCCGUACGAAUAUGUUAACUAUGUUUCGAACGAAUACAUUAAUUCUGGUGAUAAACUUCCUUUUAAAAAAUCAUUAAUCGAGUAUGGAAAUCAACAAGAAAAUAAUUAUAUUUUCCCUGAAUAUGCUACAGACAAAGAAAUUAGUCUAGGAAUUGACAGAGGAUUUUUGUUUAAAGGGAUAUUACGUAUGAUUUCCAGGAAUAGAGGUGAAGUAGAAGUAUUAAAUAAAGAAAGAAAAAUGACUAUUAAUAUUAUUGGGCAUUUAAAUUUAAAUAGGUCUAUUGAUGGUGACUUUGUUGUCGUUAAACUGGAUGAAACAUUGAAUUGUGAUGAACAGAAUUUAAAGUCCCAUAUCAAAUCUAAAUUGGAACUUGAACAAAUAGAGGAUUUAGAAUGUAAUGAAGUAGCAGGAAUAGGAAGCAUUUUAUUAGGUGAUGACGAUUACGACGAAAAUUCAGCAUUGAACAUUCAAAACACUAAGAUUAAAAAUACUGAAACUGAAAAUUACAGUUCAAUAACUUUUUCUGAAGAUCCUAAUAUCACUGGGAGAAUCGUUGGUGUAUUAAAUCGGAAUUGGGGAGAAUAUUGUGGUUCAUUAAUUCCAAUUAGCUCAAGCGAUGAUCGAUUUAAUGUUUGUAACAACACUUCUACAAGGCAACAUCGAAUUUUCGUUCCUAUUGACCCAAAAAUACCAAGAAUUAUCAUUCAUACAAAACUCUCAUCUACCCUCGAGAACCAAAGACUAGUUGUAGUUAUCGAUGAAUGGGAAUGUUCAUCAUUUUACCCUACUGGACAUAUAGUUGGGAUAUUGGGUAAAGCCGGCAAUCUUGAAACAGAAACUUCCGUAAUUUUGCGUAUUAGAGAUAUCAAUUCAUCCGAAUUUUCUCCAUCUGUUUUAAAGUGUCUUCCAAAUCAUGGCAGAGGUAAUGAUUGGAAGCCAAAUGAAAUUGAUUUAAAAGACAGAGUUGAUUUGAGACAUAAAUUAGUUUUUUCUGUUGACCCACCCGGAUGUAAAGAUAUUGAUGACGCUUUAAGCAUUGAGUUAAUAAAACCUGAAUCUGAGAAUUCGGAGGAAAAUUGGUAUCAUGUUUCUGUUCAUAUUGCGGAUGUGACACAUUUUGUAAAACCUAACACUUCAAUAGAUGAUGAAGCAUCGAGAAGAUCAACAACUUGCUAUCUUGUAAACAAAAGGAUAGAUAUGCUCCCAGAAGAACUCACUACAAAUAUAUGUUCGUUAGUUGCAAAUAAAGAUAGGUUAUCUUUCACUUGUAAUUGGGAAAUAAAUGAAAAUGCAGAAAUUAGAAAUGUCUAUUUUAACAAAACAAUAAUCAAUUCAAAGUUUUCUUUUACAUAUCUUCAAGCACAAAAUAUUAUCGAUGACUCAUGUAACCAAUCGGAAGUAGCGAUAUCACUAAGAAGGUUAAUGAAAAUUUCUCAAGUUUUAAGGAAAAAUAGAAUAGCUCGUGGUGCAAUUGAACUUGCGUCUUCGGAAGUAAAAGUUGAUUAUGAAGAAUCAAGGAAUCUAUACCAAGAUUUAAAUAAUAUUCAAGAUUUAGAUAACGAGCAAAUUUCAUCAGUAGUUUUGAAUGUUAAGAGCGUCUCCUCAUAUAAUUAUCUGAAUACAAAUUCUAUGGUUGAAGAAUUUAUGUUAUUGGCAAAUGUUUCUGUUGCAAAACAAAUAAUAUCAACAUUUCCAAAUUGUUGUUUAUUAAGAAGGCAUCCUGAACCAAAGUACGACCAAUUGGAAAAGCUUAAGAAUGUAUUAUCAAAAGUUGGGAUCAACAAUUUCGUUUACGAAAAUUCUCUAAGCUUAUCUAAUAGUUUAAGAAAUAUUCUAGAUUCCGAAGUUGUAAAGGAAAAUCCUAUUAUCGGCAAACUAGUUCGGAUUAUGACAACACGUACAAUGAAUCAAGCAGUAUACUUUACAACUUGCAAAUCUGUAGAAGGAACAUUUCACUAUGGCCUUGCAGAAGAGUUAUACACUCACUUUACUUCUCCAAUAAGAAGAUAUGCUGAUAUUGUUGUUCACCGAUUACUUUCUGCUUCGAUUGGAUUGGAGCCUUUAAACGAAAUAAUGUUCAACAAAGACUACAUGUUUAAGUUAUCAAAUACACUUAAUAAAAAUAAAAGAAAUGCACAAAUGGCAGGUAGAGACUCAACAAAAUUAUUCAUUUACCUUUUUUGUAAACAAAAUGGUAAUCAAGAAACCGAAGGCAUUAUUAUUCAAGUAAGGGACGAUUCUUUGCUCAUUUUUGUACCCAAGUUUGGCUUUGAAGGUCUAGCUGCAAUUGACAAAAGCAAAUAUACGUUUGAUGCUGAUAUUCCUUGUCUGCGAAACCGAGAGAAAGAGACGGAUACUCUUAAAUUAUUUAGUAAAGUAAAGGUUUCUAUAUUUGCAUCAGACGAAUAUUUCCAAAAUAAAGUAAUAAUUAAUAUUAUUCCUGAUAAAUAA